GAUUCAGAUCUGCCUGGAAUUUUGAUGAAGAUUCACUGGUUGCGUGUACACAAGACUCAGGGGUGCGUCCCAAUACUGCUACCAUGCUAUUUGUAUGUACAUGUUUAAACCUGGGGUGGCUAGUGGGGACGGACUGAGCAAUCCAAAAUGGCCAGGACGUCAUCAACCCACGCGGCUCGCCGUCGCAAUAUGUAUCCUAGCAACGGUUAACAUUGUAUAAUGAGGUAGCUUGACAGUUUGAGAAACUGUAGGAACCAACGCGCAUAACCGAGCUACAUCUAUCCUACUUGACCUACUGUAGGGGAAAUGGAUGGAACGCCGAAGACUCCGAUGCGAGCCCCACGUAUAUACGUGGAGAGAACAUUGGCACUGAUCAAGCCCGACGUCAUACAUAAGGCCGAGGAGAUAGAAGACAUCAUUCUGAGGUCUGGGUUCACCAUCCUACAGAAGCGCAAACUGCAGCUGACCCCAGAGCAGUGCAGUGACUUCUAUGCAGAGCAGUAUGGCAAGUUGUUUUUCCCCAGCCUGACAGCCUUCAUGAGCUCAGGCCCCAUCAUCGCCAUGACGCUGGCACGCCAGCAGGCCAUCGCUCACUGGAAGGCUCUCAUUGGUCCUGUCAACAGCACCAAGGCCAGGGAGACGCAUCCUGAAUGUCUGCGAGCCAAAUAUGGCACCUCUGACCUUCGGAACGCACUGCAUGGCAGCGAAGCAUUCUCCUCUGCAGAGAGCGAGAUCAAGUUCAUGUUCCCCAAGUCCGUGAUUGAGCCCAUCCCGCUGGCAGAGGCGGCUCAAGACUACCUGUUCAGGUUUUUGAGCCCCACACUGCUGAGUGGACUGACAGAGCUCUGCAAGCAGAAGCCUGCGGACCCCUAUACCUGGCUCGCUGAUUGGCUGAUCAAGAACAAUCCAAACAAGCCGAAGGUGAAUGACGGAGCAGAGUGACAGCAGAGCUUACUGAGAGAGGACGACAUCUCGUUUUUAAUUGGUCCAUUGGAUAGAAUUAACUGCUCUCUGUCUUCACAGAUCUGGUUACUAUGUAUUGUUUUAAAAGGAAAUUAGAUGGUUAGUGUAACGAUGAUGACAUAAGAGUUUAAUAGUGUGGGUUGGUUGACUACACAUAUAUUUAUGUGUUCUGUACAGUAUGUUAGUGCACAGUUAUGGUUAUGUUUUUUACACUGACAUGUUCUGACUUGAUCAAAUGUUUACAAAAUCUUAUGUUAUUGCUGCAAAUAAAAUUCGUUUUUAUUCACU
Molecule: messenger RNA, 1251 nt
Organism: Hypomesus transpacificus
Lineage: Eukaryota; Metazoa; Chordata; Actinopteri; Osmeriformes; Osmeridae
Gene: nme5
Product: NME/NM23 family member 5
Exons: 6
Coding region: 307-942 (211 amino acids)
Biological process (GO): negative regulation of oxidative stress-induced intrinsic apoptotic signaling pathway; UTP biosynthetic process; GTP biosynthetic process
Molecular function (GO): nucleoside diphosphate kinase activity
Source: RefSeq, a predicted model, not a curated record